GGCCACUCACUCCUAAAUUAUUUGACAUAAAAAAAUACAAUUACAAAUGGCGUUUACGUAGUGUAGACAGAUGUGUUCACGGCCACGAUGGGCGAUGAUUCUUUGAUAUUACGAGAAGAUGGUUAUAUACGUAUGAACUUUCCUGUUACUUCUCUAACUUAUCAUAGCAACUUAAAUAUAAUUCUGGUGAAGACUGACGUAGGUGGUGUACACGUUUUGGAUGUGAACUCGGGUGUGAUACUGCAGUCUUCUUGUCUGUCAGCGGAUGAUGGUGGAACGCUUGGUGUGGAGUAUGCGACGGGGGCGGAUCGGGUGUUCGUGUGGGACAGCAGUGGGGUCGGUGCGCGCACUGACUACAAUGGAGUGCUGCUCCUCCACACGGCACUGCAGCGCCCGCUGCCCUCCUCACAACCCGACAAAAUCAUAAGGAUCGAGCUUGUAUUGUCUGAGGCCGUGCUCCUGUACCAAUGUCUUCAGAGUCUAGACGCCCACUCCAUCGAGGGUCUGACAGACUUUAUCAACGAGCUGAAGAACUCCAUCGACGCAGAACCUGUCAGGAAAGGAGUGAAGGCACAGAAGUGGAGCACAGUAACAAUCUGCCUACCACAAUCGACCCUUCGGCUAGUGACCACAGGCGUGGUCCAAGAGCUGAAGGGUCAGAACCGGCGGAUACCAGCGCUGGCAAUCGCGUCCGCAGUCGGCCAGCGCGCCAACGAGCUGGUGCCGUGCUCCCGCGAUGAGGAGACCAGGCCGCUCAUGUACAGCGAGGCCGAGAGGAAGGAGACCUUCAAACGAUGGCCCCACAUGGACUACAAAUGGGCCCUUCCAGCUCGGAUGGCACAAGCGGGCUUCUACCACCAGCCGUCGCCUAGUGGUGAUGACCGCGCCAUGUGCUUCACAUGCCUCGUCUGCCUGGUCUGCUGGGAGAAGUCUGACGAACCCUGGGUGGAACAUGAGAGGCAUUCUCCCAACUGUCCCUUCGUAAGAGGCGAAUACACCCACAAUGUUCCCAUAUCGGUGACCAACGCGACAGCAUGUGCGGUGCCUUGUACGAAUGUGACGGUGGUGUCGAAGGGCAACACAGGGGACCUCAUCGCGACGGGCACUCCUGAGGGCAAAGUGAACAUCUGGCGGUUCGACUGUGGCCUCAAACUUGUCAAGUUCAUUCACCUGUCGCCGUAUGAUUCGAUAUUCAGUGGCAUACUGGCGACUGACAGCAAUAAAGUAUGGUCUGCAAGCUUGGAGAAGGAUAGUUCUACAUACGGCGUCGAGCUGACGGCGAUGGCUUUCGUCGGGAUGACGUCACAGCAAGAAGUUUACCCACAGACACAAAACACAGAGAGCACAGAGAAAGAGACGAACACCAACAAAACGAAACCGUCCCUCAUCUGCGCCGUCAUCAUCACUAGGACAAACACCACACAGACUGACCAGCCCAUCAAAGAAGACUCCAGCAAGGCGCUCUUCGAUUCGGGAGCCGACAAAGAAAGCGUUCAGGCAAUGAACGAUCAGAAUGAAGCAAAGAAUAACUUGACAACAAAUAAAAUGCUCUUCCUUUUAACAUAUGACAUACACAGCUCAUUAGCUGGUUCAAUAACCACUGUAGUACACACGUCAAACAGUAGCGGUAACUCCAAACCCGGAGGUAGCAAGAAAGUGUGCACGGUACCGAGGCCCGACGACGCGAAUAUUUACGACGAGAUAUACUUCCAAUACUCUGACGAGGACACAGAGCUUCCACAAUGCACAAAUAGCUUAGACGAGCAGAUUAGUAAUGUUAUUAACUUGAAUGCAUCGUCCAGCAAGGAAGAUUGCAAAAUAUGGGAACCUAAGAAAAUAAUAGUGCCGAAACAUUUUAAAACCAUGCCCCCUCCGCCUCCCACUGCCCUGUUACCUGAACUACAAGAGGCUGGACAAGCCACCAUGCUAGACUUCGUAGGCAAGAUCUCACAACUGAAGAGUUGGAAGAGUGGCAACCUAGACUCUGUAGGCACUAAACUAGCUGACCAAACUGACGCAGUGUUCCAACAGGCUGACCCCAUCACACAUUAUCUCAACAUGAAUGGACCUCUAGAGAUCUCAGACUUGAAGUGGUACGAAGGAGGAGAUGGAACUGAAAAAGUAAAAGUGACAACGUUCGGAGGAGGAGGAAGCAAAGUCGGUACACAGACUGCAAUCACAAACAGUAAUAACGACGGCUUCGACAGCGACCCACCGCAGGAAGAGGCCGUCUCGCAAGGCAUUGCUGUCCAGUGCCUCAGUCUUCCAGCUAAACUUACAUUGAAAGAUGAUUCCAAAGUGACGCAUCUAUUGCCAACUGAAGACAAGGAGCAUCUGCUCGUAGUCAUAUCAAGUAUCGAACCAGAGAAGGUCAAGGUAGAGGAGGAGACUGACAAUGAUGGCGAUAUCAAAAUGGACGUGGACGAAUGUGCCGAACCCAGUGAUAAACCUAAAUCUGACGCGAAGGCUUAUUUCAUCCUUUAUAAAAUAAACAAUAAGACGUCGAUAUACACGCUGGAAGACAACCCUGUGGCUUUCAAAGAGUUACCAUUCCACGAAAGCCCUGUAGACCUGUGCUUGUUACCGCCUGACAAACAGGAUCAAUAUUCAUUUGCUGCAGUAGGAGUGGACGGUAGCCUAAGGCUGUAUUCACUGCCUGAUUUCAAGACUUUGUCAGAGAAGCGCGUACCAAAGGGACAGUUCACGUCUGUAGUAUUCUGUGCGUCAGUGGAACGGCUCAGUGUGUCUACCAAGCACGGUAUGAUAUACUUCUACGCACUGAACAACGGCGAGAGGGACAACGCAGGGGAUAUAGACGAAGAUGAAUUCGCUAACAUUGACUUCGACAUGUUGCAGCGCGCGCCGCGGGACGAGGUAUGUGGCCCGACCCCUGCACCCGUCAUCAUUGCUAAUAAGACUGAACUCGACUUGUCCGACCUAGAGACUUUGAUAAACUUGACUGGCUAUUAUGGUACUAAUACAACGGUGCCUUACAGCGCAGUCGUGCCUGGGUUUUGGUGUGAGCUGUCACCUGCACAAAGGUCGAGAUCUGAUCAUCAAAAUAAUAGGACAUGGAGGUUACAGAACACUUCAUCAACGUGGGACGAGCACGUCCUGGAGCUUACAUUACCUUACAGUGUCUCACUAGCUCAUAUAGAGUUUGGAUUCACCUUACACUCGGCUUGUUCUGCAAAUCUUCCAAUCAUUCUCGUAACGUUACUGAAACAAAACUUGCACGGUAUCGGAUACAAGAAAGACGCCUCUUUUGGUCACAGAUCAGACUCCCCGAUACAUUUCCCAGUUAUAGACGCAGACAUGUCGAAUCUCGAGAAUCCUGUCAAUAGUGAAGAGUACUUACAAGCACAUAACGCUGAGAUAUUGGCGGGACCUUUAUUACUGUCUUCUGGACUGGACAUGACACAACAAUCUGGUACAUUAAUACUGACGAGCCCUCGGUUAUAUAGAGCCAGAGGACGGACAUUCCUCAUUCACAUAAAGACACUCUUCGAUCCAGCCAAAGACAUGAGCAAAAACACAAACAAAACAGGCGAGACUAGCUCUAAGAAGACCGGUUUCAUUGGCUGCGAUUGGUUGCAUCAGAUUUCAUUGACAGUCCGCUCUAGUCCUCACACUGACGUAGCUAUGGAGAGGCAGCAACGGAUAGCUAUGUUAGAGUCAAAUAGCUUCUUGAAUACGUUAUGUGAGAUAUCUGUAAACAGUGCUGACAGUGAAAUGAGGAAUAUUGCAAUGGAUCUAUUAAUCUGGGUGGUGUCAAUACGGCUACAACGGAUGCGUUUAUCGAAAACCGACAAAGGCAAAGACAAGACAGUGGAGACACAACAAUUAGAAUGCGUGAAGAUCAUUGAGAAACAUACAGACGCACUGAUCAAGAACUGUAUUCUGUGCGCCAACAGAAGUAUUGCGAAGAAAUGCGUGAAAAUUCUUCUAAUUACUAGCGAGGGUGAGAAACAACUCCCGAAGCCAUGGAAGUCAACGUUCGAGACGACGUUAUCAAACAGUGUAUGUGCUUGUAUCCCGUACGUGGGCGCCAGCGUGUCGGCGGGCGCCGUGCGCUGGCUGGCCGCGCUGGCGCAGCAGUGCACGGCGCGGGCCAUGGCGCCCGCACUCGUCGCCAAGUGCAUGGCGCUGCUUGAACGAGCUGCCAAGUGCUUGAGUGACAGACCUGAUGUUUAUCAUAGUCUGUUGAGAGCCAGGUUUGGUCUAUACGGUCUUCCAUUAGAGCGCACAAUCUUCGCGACGGAGGUGCCGGAGUUAGGGCGCGGCACGUCCACCCCGGUCACGUACGCCAGUGUACUGGCUGGCGACACCACGACGCCCCCUGUUCCUAAACCUGACUAUCAGCUGAAGGAACUGCUCAACUUGCCUUUGGAGAUGGAUGCUAAAAGCGCGAACUCAUCGACCGCGUGGUGGGCUCAGAACAACGGUGUUGGCGUGUUCGGCGCCGGGCUAAGUGAGGCCAUGCCACUACACGUCACGUGUCACGUGGCCUCGGACGGGACCAAGCUCGAGUCCAACGGGACGCGACAUCACUCCGCUGUUGUUAGCUCACUGCCUGGCGCUGGACCCGGAGAUCCUAGCCAGCAACUAUGGUCAGUCGUGAAGGAAGGCCAGAUGAAGCAGUCUUCGCAAGACCCUGACUCUCUUGAGGACGUUGAGAGCUCCCUCAUGGAGUGCGAUCCUCAGGAUAAGAUGGAGUUUUCCGAAGAGAAGCUGUUUAAGGAUCAGGAGCAGUGCGGCAUCCCGUGGGCGUCGCUAGUGACCCGCCCCCCGCAGCACACGCUGGUGGUGGAGCGCAUGCACUCGGGCGCGCGCCGGUACAUCGUGCUCGACUUCGGACACGCCGUCAAACUCACCGACGUGAUAAUCCCAUCGUGUUCGGACCUGGUGACGCUAUGCAUAGAUAUCUGGGUGACUGGCGAGGAGACGGACUGCGUGAAGCUUGCCUUCGCUACCGACAUCGCCACAAAACACCUCGUACUUACUGACAUACAGCCGCCGCCGAUCUGCCGGUAUAUGAAGAUAACCACAAUAGGUAGAUACGGCAUGUCGGCGAUGAAGUGCAAGAUCCCGCUCGGCUGGUUCUACGGCGAGGUGGCAGAGAUCACGCAUGUACAACCGAGCAUUAACGCGCUCAAUGCGCUGCAUCAAGACUUGACCUGCCGGUUUAGAUUAGCAACCGGUAAACUAAUGGAUCUCUUAAACCCAUACCUCGAACUAUACAACGGCAAUGCAGCCCAUAUGAUGUCAUACAUGAACAUCAGCAACGACGUAGACGCCAAGGUGGUGACUGCCUACCAGGAGUGCAUAGAGCUGCAGCAACAACUCCACACUUGCACCAACAUACUUAGAAAGCUACAGAACAGUGCUGACGGGCCUAGGAAUCUUCCAGAACUUAUUGACAAAGGUCUCGUCUCGUCUGAAGCGCUAUUAGAAGCAGCUUCGACGGAUAAGCUGAGAGUCAUUAGCGAGACAAUUGUGGAUAUGCUGCUGUAUUUCUACUUCCAAGUUGGUGACGUGCAAUACCCCGAGGUGAGCCGCGAGUGGUGCAGCGUGGUGGUGGCGCAGGUGUGGGAGUGGGGCGCGCGCGGCGCGGGCGCGCUGGCCACGCUGCUGGCGCGCGCCGCCGGCGGCCACGACUGGUGGGGCGGCCUGCUGGGCGACACGCUGACGCAGGCCUUCGCGGCCUACGACGCGCCGCCCGCCGCGCUGGACCGCGUGCUGGUGCUGGCCGUGUACAUGUGCCGGCGCUCCGUGUGGGCGGGCGCGGCCGACGCGGGCCCGUGCGCCGCGCUGGCCACGCGCGCGCUGGACCUGCUGCGGGCGCCGCGCGCGCAGCCCGCCGUCACCGCCGCGCUGCUCAGCGCGCUCGCCGCCGUGCUCGACACCGUCGCCGCGCACAACGACAAGUACGCCAGAUGGGACUGGGUGACGGGUGGACGUGCUGGCGGCGCGGCCCCAGGCGUGGACGCCCAAGGCUCGCCGCGCAACAACGAAUGUAAGUUGCACCGACGCAAGCUCCACAAGAAGCUGCUGCACCAGAUGCAGGAGCUAGAAGCUGCUAGGAGGGGUAUACAAGUCGCACUUGAAGAUCAACAGCGAGCCCGCCUCAAUCUCAAGGCGCGCAUGGCGAUGGUGGGCAAGCGCGGCGCGUCCCGCGGCGAGUCGUCGGGCGGGCCGGAGUCGUGCCGGCUGCGGCCGCUGGCCACGCAGCUGGCGGCGCGACUGGCGCACGCGCUCGUCGCGCACAUGCUCGCCGCUGACACUUGCUCGCAGGCCGACGCGCUCAUGCUCGCCGCCAAGGUAGUGGGAAGGCUCUGUGCACUAUCUGGAGGUGCAAGCCUGUUGGAUCCAUCAUGUAUCCUGGGCCUGGCCCGACUCGCUGUGACGUUGCCACCCUGGCCACGUCAUGCACUCACCACCUUGCUGCAGGAUCUAGUCGAAUAUGAGUCCGGCGAAUCCCCGUCUAGUCCUCCGAACGAGGAGUCGUGGACUGCCGGCGCCAGUUCCUCCCGCGUUAUACGCGUGCACUCCAUACCGCCAGGCUCCGCGCCCGGGGUCAAGGCGCGCAAGUUUAAAGGACCCACUGUCGCAGAUUUGUUAGCGGAUAGUUUUGGUCUGGGGAAGACUACGUACUUCAAGCCCAAACUAUUUACCACAGCAGGUGUCAAUUUAGCAAAUAUCGACGUGGAGGAACAGCUAACGCAAGUGGCUGAAUCUGACGACUCCGAGUCUUCGGAAGAGAAACUCGAACAAUACUUCAAUGACGCUGUCAAGAAGGAAACCAGGACUAAACUCGUCGUGGACAAUAGCACCAGUAACGUGUCAGUAUGUUGGGACGCGCGUGUGGAAGCCGGUGGCGGUGGGUGCGGCGGCGCGGGCGAGGCCCACGCCCGGCGCGCCCUGCUCGGCACCGCGGGGGCACUAGCGGCCGCCGUGCGCGCCCCCCCCCGCGCCCCCGCCCCCCCGCACAGACCCCAUCCACCGCUCACACACACGCUCUACGAUGUAUUCAGACACCUGGCGCUAGAGUUCCAUUAUCAGAUGGACUGCACAUUCAUGGAGAACGUGAUCUCGUUGUGGCUGACGUUGAAUGGGUCGGCGUGGAAUGGCGGCGCCUGGUCGCUGGCCACGCUCGCCGUGCCGGCGGACACGCCGCGUAUACGCCUCGCUUCCGACACCGUUAACGCACUACUGCAUUCACUUUGCACGUUAGAGAAUAUUUCAUUAAGAUGCUGGGUGCUAUCCAUGCAAGCUUUGGCCUGGAUUGCGAGCUUACCAUUACAGACUGAAGGCAGUAGUACCCAGACGAUGGGUCGCGUGAUACUGGAGUGCGAGCACUUCGUCCCGGCCCUCGUCAAGUUCAUCACCAUGAAUGUCAACACUGACGGCGCUGUCGCUUCCUCCGAACCUUAUUUGGGCGGCGCGCAGAUCGGCGCGGGCGCGGGCGCGGCGUCGGCGCUGCACUCGGUGGUGUCGCGCGUGGUGUGCGCGCGCGGCGCGGGCGGCGCGCUGGCGGCGCUGCGGGCCGUGUGCGGCGUGUGGCGGCGCGACGCGGAGCCCGGCCACGCCUACGACCUGCAGGCCACGCUGCUGCGCCUGGCGCACCCCAUGCUGCAGGUGCUGGCCGCGCGACACGUGCACCACGCGCUGCCGCUGCUGCACACUGUCGGCGGCGGCGCGGGCGCGGCGCGCCGGGCCCCGCUGCGCCGCGCCGUGCUGGCGCAGCUGCUGCACUACUGCCGCAAGCUGCUCGCCGUGCCGCUGCCGCAGCCGCAGCCCGCCAACUCAUCAUCAAGCCCAUCAGUAUCUACGAGUGGAGAGCAAUCUCAGUCACAGACAGAUGAGAGCAAGGCCCAGAACAGUAGCACGGCUGAAGCCACCAACGUUGAGGACGAGAGGAAGCAACAAGCCGCGCGGACGCCGUGCUUCGCUGACACUGUGCUACAAAACCAGCAAAUAAUGCAGAAGUUCUACAGGACACUCUCGAUAUGCGAUGGAAUGAAUACUGCUUCUUUGAAUUCAGGAAUGUCUUCAGAACCGUCAUCUCUAAAGGAAGAGGUGUUUUGGCUAGUGGCUCACAUGGCUACCGUAGCCUCGAACCCCGCUCUCAUGGUCACCAGUCUCAUGGAGUUCCUGAAGAAAGAAGAAGUAGUGAACCUGUCUCAAGCGAUGCAGCAGCUCAUCAUCAGGGUGCUGGAGUAUCCGGAGGCACUCUCUGCGUUUAUUGACGCUGGUGGAAUGGAACUAGCGCUCGAAAAGCUCACCGCCUGUCAUCAGGCGGGUCCAAGUAAUGGUCAAGGUCUAGUCUCCUCCCUGAUGAACUACCUGAAGCUACCACCUCAGAUGAUCAACCUGUCCACGCCGGCCUCCGGUAACAAGAAGAAUCAGACGCCUGUUAUUGAAACUGCUAACGGAUUGGUUAACAUGGCACCGUUAUGCACGGUGUCGUGCGGCAACCCGACGGCGCAGGCCGCGGACGUGCUGCUGGACGGCGGCGGGGGCAUGUCGGUGCGCGGCGCGUGCGCAGCGCGGCGCGUGCGCGCGGCGGCCUGGUCCUACCAUUUCUUCAGCGCGGACGACGCCAGCCUCGCACUUACGCUCACCAUGCCCUAUGCCGUGCAACUGCACGAGGUGCAACUGCAGCCGCAUCUCACCAGCCUCGCCACAUGCCCAGGAGCAGUGGCAGUAGAGGCAGGUUGUGGUGGCACACUGGCCCCCCUGGGCCCGCCCCAGAACACAGCCGGGAUGACGUUCAUCCGGCUGGUAGUAGCGCGGCCUAUCGUGUGCACCACUGUGCAGAUCCGGCUCUACAAGCCGAGAGACUCCUCCAACAUGGGGCUGCUACAGCUUAGGCUACUAGCCGCACCCGCUUUCAAUAACCAUGCCAGUACUACGCCGACCACCAGCAACAACUGGGCGUGCGUAGUGGCGGCGUGCACGCGCGCGGGCGGCGGCGCGGGCGGCGGCGCGGGCGUGCGGCUGGGCGCGCCGCUCAUCACGGCGCUGCUCAACAUGGACGCGCACGCACACGCCAACGCGUUCCAAGUGGCGGUGGGCGGGCGCGUGAACGGCAGCAUGCGCGCGGUGUGCGAGCUGGUCCGCCAGCUGUGCCGCAGCUGCCCCGAGGGCUGCGUCACGGCCUACGUGCAGUGGCUGGCCGCCGCCGCCGAGCUCUGGCUGCGGCAGAAGGACCCGCCCUCCGCCGCACUCACACACACUCUCGCUUCAGUAUUAUGGACAUUAAAAGAGAAGAACAUUCUAGAAUACUUGGAGGACCUGAUCACGGACGACUUUUUCGAGCUAGUGUACACUUGGGUCAAGGAUGUGCCCGAAACUAGUCUACUCAAGAAAUCAUUAGACGCUAUAUUAUGUUCAAUGUGCUACAUUCGACCGGAGCUAUUCAAGAUGCUCCUAGAACACAUGGACAUCCCUAUGGAUCAAGACGAAAGGUAUGCAAUGAUGUUUACAAGAAUUCGUGGCCGCCGCCGCCAUGUCGCCCGCCGCCAGCGCCGCGCUGCUGCGGUCCAGCCUGCCCGCCGCGCUCGUCACCGCCAUCGCCGGUACGUACUCUCUGCUCCGCUACAUUACUCUGCCCGGCGCUGGCGGCCCGCGCCGGCCAGCUGCACAGCGUGGCCGCCGCCGCCAUGUCGCCCGCCGCCAGCGCCGCGCUGCUGCGGUCCAGCCUGCCCGCCGCGCUCGUCACCGCCAUCGCCGGUACGUACUCUCUGCUCCGCUACAUUACUCUGCCCGGCGCUGGCGGCCCGCGCCGGCCAGCUGCACAGCGUGGCCGCCGCCGCCAUGUCGCCCGCCGCCAGCGCCGCGCUGCUGCGGUCCAGCCUGCCCGCCGCGCUCGUCACCGCCAUCGCCGGUACGUACUCUCUGCUCCGCUACAUUACUCUGCCCGGCGCUGGCGGCCCGCGCCGGCCAGCUGCACAGCGUGGCCGCCGCCGCCAUGUCGCCCGCCGCCAGCGCCGCGCUGCUGCGGUCCAGCCUGCCCGCCGCGCUCGUCACCGCCAUCGCCGGUACGUACUCUCUGCUCCGCUACAUUACUCUGCCCGGCGCUGGCGGCCCGCGCCGGCCAGCUGCACAGCGUGGCCGCCGCCGCCAUGUCGCCCGCCGCCAGCGCCGCGCUGCUGCGGUCCAGCCUGCCCGCCGCGCUCGUCACCGCCAUCGCCGGUACGUACUCUCUGCUCCGCUACAUUACUCUGCCCGGCGCUGGCGGCCCGCGCCGGCCAGCUGCACAGCGUGGCCGCCGCCGCCAUGUCGCCCGCCGCCAGCGCCGCGCUGCUGCGGUCCAGCCUGCCCGCCGCGCUCGUCACCGCCAUCGCCGGUACGUACUCUCUGCUCCGCUACAUUACUCUGCCCGGCGCUGGCGGCCCGCGCCGGCCAGCUGCACAGCGUGGCCGCCGCCGCCAUGUCGCCCGCCGCCAGCGCCGCGCUGCUGCGGUCCAGCCUGCCCGCCGCGCUCGUCACCGCCAUCGCCGGUACGUACUCUCUGCUCCGCUACAUUACUCUGCCCGGCGCUGGCGGCCCGCGCCGGCCAGCUGCACAGCGUGGCCGCCGCCGCCAUGUCGCCCGCCGCCAGCGCCGCGCUGCUGCGGUCCAGCCUGCCCGCCGCGCUCGUCACCGCCAUCGCCGGUACGUACUCUCUGCUCCGCUACAUUACUCUGCCCGGCGCUGGCGGCCCGCGCCGGCCAGCUGCACAGCGUGGCCGCCGCCGCCAUGUCGCCCGCCGCCAGCGCCGCGCUGCUGCGGUCCAGCCUGCCCGCCGCGCUCGUCACCGCCAUCGCCGGUACGUACUCUCUGCUCCGCUACAUUACUCUGCCCGGCGCUGGCGGCCCGCGCCGGCCAGCUGCACAGCGUGGCCGCCGCCGCCAUGUCGCCCGCCGCCAGCGCCGCGCUGCUGCGGUCCAGCCUGCCCGCCGCGCUCGUCACCGCCAUCGCCGGUACGUACUCUCUGCUCCGCUACAUUACUCUGCCCGGCGCUGGCGGCCCGCGCCGGCCAGCUGCACAGCGUGGCCGCCGCCGCCAUGUCGCCCGCCGCCAGCGCCGCGCUGCUGCGGUCCAGCCUGCCCGCCGCGCUCGUCACCGCCAUCGCCGGUACGUACUCUCUGCUCCGCUACAUUACUCUGCCCGGCGCUGGCGGCCCGCGCCGGCCAGCUGCACAGCGUGGCCGCCGCCGCCAUGUCGCCCGCCGCCAGCGCCGCGCUGCUGCGGUCCAGCCUGCCCGCCGCGCUCGUCACCGCCAUCGCCGGUACGUACUCUCUGCUCCGCUACAUUACUCUGCCCGGCGCUGGCGGCCCGCGCCGGCCAGCUGCACAGCGUGGCCGCCGCCGCCAUGUCGCCCGCCGCCAGCGCCGCGCUGCUGCGGUCCAGCCUGCCCGCCGCGCUCGUCACCGCCAUCGCCGGUACGUACUCUCUGCUCCGCUACAUUACUCUGCCCGGCGCUGGCGGCCCGCGCCGGCCAGCUGCACAGCGUGGCCGCCGCCGCCAUGUCGCCCGCCGCCAGCGCCGCGCUGCUGCGGUCCAGCCUGCCCGCCGCGCUCGUCACCGCCAUCGCCGGUACGUACUCUCUGCUCCGCUACAUUACUCUGCCCGGCGCUGGCGGCCCGCGCCGGCCAGCUGCACAGCGUGGCCGCCGCCGCCAUGUCGCCCGCCGCCAGCGCCGCGCUGCUGCGGUCCAGCCUGCCCGCCGCGCUCGUCACCGCCAUCGCCGGUACGUACUCUCUGCUCCGCUACAUUACUCUGCCCGGCGCUGGCGGCCCGCGCCGGCCAGCUGCACAGCGUGGCCGCCGCCGCCAUGUCGCCCGCCGCCAGCGCCGCGCUGCUGCGGUCCAGCCUGCCCGCCGCGCUCGUCACCGCCAUCGCCGGUACGUACUCUCUGCUCCGCUACAUUACUCUGCCCGGCGCUGGCGGCCCGCGCCGGCCAGCUGCACAGCGUGGCCGCCGCCGCCAUGUCGCCCGCCGCCAGCGCCGCGCUGCUGCGGUCCAGCCUGCCCGCCGCGCUCGUCACCGCCAUCGCCGGUACGUACUCUCUGCUCCGCUACAUUACUCUGCCCGGCGCUGGCGGCCCGCGCCGGCCAGCUGCACAGCGUGGCCGCCGCCGCCAUGUCGCCCGCCGCCAGCGCCGCGCUGCUGCGGUCCAGCCUGCCCGCCGCGCUCGUCACCGCCAUCGCCGACUUCAGCGAAGCGAAAUUGGAAUUGAUAAAGGCGCAGAGAAAUUCAACAGAAGAUGUACAAAUGGUGGACCCUGAGAAGGAACCAGGUCAGCCGAAGUCAGAGCUACCCUCGAUGAAGACGGUGCAUCAGUUGGUGGAGUGGGCGCGAGCUGUCUGCUGGUCCAAGCGACUGAAGGACUGGCUCGGAGGCCCUGGCAGCAUAUUCUGGAAGCCACUGCUCACCUUACUCUGUUAUCCUAGACCUCAUUACAGCAGUAGUUGGCAAGAAGACGCUCAGUACGCCCAGCUGGAGGAGAGUACCAUCCGUCUGUUCGCGGAGCUGACAGUCUGCCACCCUGCCAACCAGCAACUGUUUGCUUCCACGCUGCAUAGCAUACUCGAGGCGCUGCCUAGUAACGAGGGUAUCAGCGGGUUCACGCGCGCGCUGAUCCUGCGGCUGGUGCUGUCCCCGGAGCGCGUGUGGGUGUCGCUGCGCUGGGCGGAGGGCGGGGCGGGGGCGGGCGCCGCGGCCGCGCACCCCGCGGCGCACGCGCACGCCGUGCUGCCGCUGCCGCUGGCGCGCAGCGUGCGCGACGUGCUCGCAGACCACCGCCCGCCCGUACCCAUAAUGGAGGACACGACGAAAGUAUGCAUGAACUCGUCGCCCACGUCGGCCGGCACGUCGGUGCUGCGCAGCGCGUCCGACACCGCCAUCACCACGGUGGCGGAGGCCUGGGAGCUCAGCCUGGCCGCCGCCAGCGCCUCCAAGGACAAGCGCGUCAAGGACGUCAAGAACACCUCCCUCAAACAACAGAAUAACAAGAAGCGACAGACUAAGACCAGCAACGACGCGUCCGUACUGUCCGUCACCGAUGAUUUGAUAGAGUCGUCGAUCCGCGUGCAAGUGCCGGGGCUGGAGGGCUUCAUCCCGCCGAGCACGACGCUGGCGCAGCUCGCCGCCGCCGUCCCUCACACCAUCGGGCCACAUCUCUCACUCACUCUGCAUCUCAACACCAACGGCGAAGCAUGGUCUGGUCCGAUGUGGGAAGGCGCGUCGUCAACUAGUCCGUCAAGUCCGGGCGCCGGCCCGAGCUCGAGUAGUGCAGGGACUACGAGUAGCUCGGCGGCGUCGACGGGCGGCUCGGCCAUCCUGCGGUGGUUCGGGGCCGUCGGGGGCCUGGCGCUGGUGGCCGCGCGCCUGCCCCGGCCCCACGCCCCCCCGCCCGACCCGCCCGCGCUCGUCCACCACCACCACGACCUCGACUGGGUCAAACUUGAUGACCCUUACGAGGAGGUAGUGGAGCUGGGCGUAGCAGCAGGCGGGGGCGGGGUCGGGGGCGGGGCCGAGGAGGGGGGCUGCACGGGCGUACCUGCGCACGCGCUGCUCGCGCUGGGGCUGCUGCUGAAGCUGCCCGGCUAUGCGGACGCGCUGCUCGACGAGGGCGCCCGGGCCUGCCAUCUACUGCGUCUGUUGCUCGGCGUCACGCACGACGAGGACGGACGGAGUAUCGCGGUGGGCGAGGGCCGCGGCGCGGGCGGGGCGGGGUCGCUGGGCACGCUGCCGUUCACGGUGGUGGCGCGGCUCCUGGAGCGCGCGCCGCUGCAGUCGGCGGCGGGCCGCGCGCUGCGCCGGGCGCUCCUACAGCGCGGCGCCGUGCGGCUACUGCUCGCCUGCCUCGCUGUCUUCACGCACCACCGACCCAACUCCAAUGACAACAGCCAAGGUUCAAAUGGAUCGACAGGCAAAUCUGAAGAGAAGAGCCAGCUAUACUGGGCGAAGGGCACGGGCUUCGGCACCGGGUCUACGCAACAGUCGUGGAAUGUAGAGCAAGCACUCGUGCGGCAAAGGACUGAGGAGGAACAUGUCACUGUCUUACUGCAGGUAUUAGCAUCGUAUAUGAAUCCGGGUGAGAAGUGGCCACCGGAGGAGGGCGCGGCGGAGACGACGGACAGGGAGGACUCGGACGAUUCACACGAUCUACCCGCAGAGUUCAUCGACCUCAUCGCCAACAGCUCGCUCGUACCUGCCAUCUGCUCUUAUCUUAGAAACGAUUCAGUGCUGGACAUGUCCCGCCACAUCCCGCUGUACGUGCACGUGCUGCGCUGCGCGCGCGCGCUGAGUGCGCUGGGCGCGCGCCGCCUGGCGCCCGCGCUGCGCCCGCUGCCGCGCCUGCUCGCCUGCAUGUCGCGCACCACCAACUCGUACGCCACCAAACUGAGAAUGAGUAAGAAAAAUAUAUUCGGUAAAAUGACAUAUAGCCAAAGAUUUAGUACUUCAAGUAAUUCAGAAUUAUCAGAAGAGGACGAAGGACUCGCCGCGCUCAUAGCAGAUAUACAAGCAACGUCGGCAUUAUUAUGUCGGUCGGAGAAUGAGGCGGAGUCUGGUCGGGCGAGCGGCGCGCCCGCACCGCUCAGUGGAGCCACGCGGGAGGCGCGCUAUAUCGAACUCAUGCGCACCAUGCAAUUCGAGACGUUCGAGAUGAUAGCGGAGUGCGCAGAGAGCGGGUUCCGGUUCCUCGUGCCGUACCACUUCGAGGGCGCAGUGCGCGCGGCGGGCGAGCGCGCGCACCCGGCGCGCAUGAAGCGCCUGGCGCAGGAGGCCGCCACGCUCGCCACCUCGCUGCCGCUCUCAUACUCCUCCUCCGUCUUCGUGCGCACCGACGCAGACCGCCUCGAUGUCAUGAAGGUCCUAAUAACGGGUCCGUCCGACACGCCGUACGCGAACGGUUGCUUCGUGCUGGACGUAUACUUCCCUGCGGAGUACCCGGCGGUGCCGAUGCUCAUCAACCUGGAGACGACGGGCCGCCACUCCGUGCGCUUCAACCCCAACCUGUACAACGACGGCAAGGUCUGCCUCUCCGUGCUCAACACCUGGCACGGACGUCCCGAGGAGAAGUGGAACGCACACACCUCCAGCUUUCUACAGGUACUGGUGUCGAUUCAGUCCUUGAUCUUAGUCCCGGAGCCUUACUUCAACGAGCCGGGCUACGAGCGUAGCCGCGGCACGCGUGUAGGCUCUAGCGCCUCACUGGAGUACAACUCCAACAUCUACCAGGCCUGCGUGCGCUGGGCCAUGCUCGACCAUCUCAGGAAUCCAGAGCCCUGCUUCAAGGAGGUGAUCCAGACACACUUCUGGAUCAAACGUAAUGAAAUAAUGCAGACGGUGGCCAACUGGAUCACAGAACUCGAGAGCCAGAGCGGGGACGAGCGCACGCAGCGGAGCAUACAGCUUAACCUCAUGGCGCUCAAGCGACACUACGUGAAGCUGCAGGAGGAGCUGGCGAAGCUGCCGGUGCCGGCGGGGCUGGAGGAGUUGGACGAGCCGUUCCAACUGCCGGCCGCGCCCGAGCCCGCGCCGCAGACGCCGGCGCCGCCUACAAACGACGAGAUCGACCACGACAUGGAGAAGAUCGUGUCGCAGGUCCUGGACUGAGCCGGCCUCGGCGGCUGAGCGCAAUGAAAGUACAAGUAGAAAGCUGCCACUGCUGCCGGUCACCCUGCGUACGCUCGCCAUACGUUUCUAGCGAGUUUAUUGUUCGUAAACAAUUUUCUUUUUCUUUUGUAGUAGAAGAUUUCGGUUUUUAUAGUUUUUUUAGUAGGCGUUUAGGAUUUAGUGGGACCUCCGUUUAGUUUAACACACAUUGUGAUACUAAAAUGGGCCCGCUCGGCGCCCGGUAAGAUAUUUAAGCAGGAGUAGACGUACGGGCCGAAGACAUCGCGACGUACUGGCGUCACGACACGUGUACAUGAAAUUAUAAUUUGAUGUAUAUAACUUAUUGUUUUAAUUUUUGUAUUCUAAGAAUAUAUAAUGAUAUGUAUCGCUGUAUGCUCUAUAAGAGUAGUCGGAGGCGGCUGAACUAUACGAAGGAUAAAUUGUAUAACUCGUUUGGUAGUAAAUUAUGUACAGGCCUAGCCACCUCUUCGAGCAUUGUCGGUCGGGGUCGGUGGGGUGACGAAGUUUUGUGAAUGUAUGUGUGUAUAUAGAUAAAUCACCAGUAGACUUGUGUGUUUCUCACUGUACUUUCAUUGACUGGUAAGUUGGACGUAGGAACUUUAUUGUUACAUUUGAUUGUGAAUUUCGGAAUGUAAAUAAAAAUUUAUGUUAUCGCAA
Messenger RNA from Spodoptera litura, 16290 nucleotides. Lineage: Eukaryota; Metazoa; Arthropoda; Insecta; Lepidoptera; Noctuidae. The record is from RefSeq and is a predicted model, not a curated record.